Diospyros lotus (date-plum) is the source of this 3624-nucleotide messenger RNA. RefSeq lists its product as uncharacterized. The coding region runs from base 121 to 3225 and encodes 1034 amino acids. The transcript has 7 exons. Gene Ontology annotation, molecular function: microtubule binding. The record is from RefSeq and is a predicted model, not a curated record. NCBI's taxonomy places the organism in Eukaryota, Viridiplantae, Streptophyta, Magnoliopsida, Ericales, Ebenaceae.
AUACUCUUAAAAGACCUGCAAGUGCAAGCUCAACAAAAGGUUCAAACAAAGAAUCAAAGCUUCCCAAGAUACCAGUUUCAAGGUCAGGUGUUCAUUCGCUUCCUAAAUCUAGUAGGAGUAAUGUGGCCAGUACAAGCCUUGCAAAGCAUGAUCGGAUUGGUCAAACAGAUAUGGUUCAAAAGAGUGCUGGACUACAAUGCUCUUCUAAAAACACCAAAAGUUCCAGAAAUAAAGAAAAGGCAGGAUAACUCAGCUUUAGAAGUAUCUUCAUCAACUAAACCACGGCUUCCAGCAGUUAUGGAAGUUGAUUGCAGUUUAGAGGUGCUUCCAGCAUCAGGUCAAGCCAUUGUAUCACAUGCUCCUCCUGAUGGAUAUGGAAAAACGGGAAAUCUAAUCCCUCAAAAUACUCAUUGUGUUGCUGGGAACAUGCAAUAUACUCAAUUUCAAACAACAAAACCUUCAGGUUUGCGGAUGCCAUCACCAUCUCUGGGAUUCUUUAGUCAGCCUAAAUCUCGGGCUUCCAGUAGCUCAGUGCAGAAACCCAGUCAACCUAGUAAUAUUCCUGGGUCUUGUGGCCCUAACUUGCAGAGAGUUAAAGUUCCAAAUUACAAGCUUGACCCAAGGCUGCUGCAUGCCCGACAGAAGAUGCCAAAAAUAGACAAUAAUGCCACAGUUGAUGAAAAUGCUAGGAUCUCAGGCUUAAGUACAGAAUGCUCUGUCUCGUGUGAUAAUAGCCAUGCUUCACAUGAAAGUGGGAAACUGAAAUUGGAAGGAAAUAGUGUGAAGAAGGUGGAAUUAAUGUCUCAAUGCUAUCCUGUGAGUUCUAGAAUGAUGGAAGAGAAGCAAGAGGUGCAUAACGUUACUGAUGGUCAUAAAGUACUUCAAGAAUGUGGCGAACAUGAUACAGCAGAUCAGAGAUAUUCUGAGGGCUCAGACUCAGACUUUCAGAUGAAUGUUCAUAGGCUUAUGCAGAGUGGAUCCUCUGAUCAAUUUAAAGAUAGCACUAAUGACGCCACCAUUUCUCAUCCAAAAACUAUAGGUUCUAAAAUUACUGUAUUAGACAAUAGCAUCACAUCUCAGAUUAGCCAGAUAGUGUGUGUUGGAACUGUUGAUAUUACAAGGCAAAAGCUUCUCAAGGACAAGAAGUAUGAUUAUUCAGUGGCUUGUGAAGUCAUCUCUAAACCUCAUUCUAAAUAUGAUGCUGUUAGUAUUGGGCAUGGUUUGGCAAUAUUGCAUGACAGUUCAAUUAAUAUCGCUGAUAGACUAAAUUCUAGCAGUUUUCCAAGUGAAAGUGCAGAUCAAGUAAAUGAGGUUGCUGCUGGUGUAGAUCAGUUCACCGAUCAAUUACAUGUAGAAGACAUAAAAGUGAAUUCUUCUGAUGGAACUUUCUUAGUUAAGGAUAUUGAUAAUAUGAAUAAUACUUCAGAGGUUAAUAAUCAAUAUUUAGUAGUUGAAAAGAAUACAAAAUCUAGGGAUCAUCCAGAGCCUCAAAGUGAUUGUCUUCUAGUUGAACAGACAUCCAAGUUAAACAAUGGAUUUCUUUUGGAUCGAUUGCCUCUGGGAAGACAAUCUGCUGGUCUUGAGGUUUCUCUCAAUGUUAUUCCAGAAAAAGGUGAUGAUUAUGGGACUGAAAUAAAUUGUUCCAAGGUUCUUGUUACUCAAUUUGAAGGGGGAAUUCAAGAUUGUGGUGUUGAUGUGCAUGAAAUAGUUGUGCAGCCACGGAUGGAGGCAGCACUGUCCACUUCAGUACACAUGGUUCCUCCAGUUAAAAAUAAAAAAUGUAAUAUUGACACACAGUUCAGCUCUGGUCUGUUUUUGCAGGAGAGAAGCGAUCACACAGCAGGUGCAGUAACUACUUUCAGCUCUAUGGAAUAUUCUCUUUCAAGGAAAGAAGAGGAUAUGAGAGCCAAGGGGCUAAAGAAUAGAUUGUUGCCUGAUGAAUCCGGAACUGAAGUAUCUUCAGAGAGUCCUGAUGAGGAGAAUAACAGAACAAUGAUGAAUGGUGGUAUUUUAUUUGAGGAGAGGAGAUCACAUGAUAAGUUCUGCACUGGAGAUCCUGUGAAUGCUGUUGGUGUUAAUUUUAUAAAUCAAGGUUCUGCUGGAAUUAAACUGAAAAAUCAUCUACUUGAAAACAGUGAGCAAGUGAAUAAAGAAGAAGCUGGCACACAUAAGAUCCCAAAUGAUUUAUGUGUUGGAGAUGAAAAAGCACAAUCAUUAGAUGGAAAUUUAUUUGUUGGGAACAGCAAUAAUAGACUGAAUUCAGCAGUGGAUAAUCAGUUUAUAAUGGUUCCUGAUCUAAAUGGACAAUCAGGUGGACAGUCACAUAUUACUUCUCAUAGCAUUGUAGCUGACCACAACACCAAGGAUAACCAUGGUUUGCAUUUGAACAAUUGCAUAUCAUUUGGAAAGUGCCCUACCUCCGAAGAGUGCCAAGAAGAGAAGCUUCUUGCUAAUUUUCCAGUUGUUAAAGAAGAAAGUGAAUCAAAAAGUUCUCGUGUUGCAAUUCAGGUACCACUGACUGUGCAAGACAGUGGUGUUCAUGUGGAAAGUGCUUCUGAGCAUGGCCAUAUGGAGGGAGCACAUUCAGGUUCUGUAAACUCUGAUACUUUAGCUGAUCAUGGUAACUCUGCUGCUAAAAUUUUUGGUAAUGGUACAGUGGUCAGUUAUGAAGCUACCUCAUCACAUUCAGAUAUGCCUUCGAUGAUGAGGGAAGAUCAGACUUCUGGUGUUACCAUUUAUUACAAGGAAAUUUGUUUGAAUGAGGAAUCAGGUCCCUUGGUAAGAAUUCAGACAUCGGCCAAUGAAACUAAAAUAGUGGAGUUAGGAGUUGAUAAGGGUAGAAUGGUAGAUGAUAUUGAAGUGGAAAUUUCUCCCAAAAAUGUUAGUUGUACAGGUGAAUUGCCACACAAGCUGGAUAGUACUGUUUGUCUUACAGAAGAUGGUGAUAUGGCAGUGCCAAUCAAGAAAUUGGAGGAUGAUGGGAAGCGAAGUAAUCUAAUAAUACCCGUGAAUGCAGUUCCUUUCUCUGAUGAAUGGUUAGCUGCCAUGGAAGCAGCUGGAGAGGAAAUUCUAGCAAUGAAAAGGGGUGCUGUACAAAAUUCCCCAACAGACAAAUCUGUUCAACCCGAACCAGGUCCAUGGUCACCGGUAAAACGGAAGCAGAAUCAGAUUGGGCCAUUUGACUGUACAAAGUUCACCAACUUUCCACCUCCCAUCUUGGAUUAACUAAAUUUCUUUGCACUAUUGUGACGGCCCUAACCAUUUUUAGUCCGAAUGACAGGUUUACUCGUAAACUUUUUGGCAAUUGUAAUUAUUGCUCUCCAGAAAAUCAGAAGCAAGGUUUAUGCCAAUUCUUUUUAGGUUCUCUUAGGGUGAUGAGCUGAGGUUAUGCUCUAUAUGUUUAGAUGCACUAACUUUCCUGGCUUAAUAAUAGGUUAGCAAAUCUCUGUAGAGCCCCUCUAGAGAAACCAUCAGGAAGCAAAGCACGUUGUAUCUCUUCUUCUACUAGUUAUGCACCGUUGUAACAUUACAAAUGACUAAUAUUUUUUUACAAGUCCUGCAAUUCUCUAUGUUGCUUUAAGAAGGGAUGUAGAUGUGGUUGCUUAGAAAUCGGUGGUUUAGAAA